This is a messenger RNA of Neoarthrinium moseri, 1146 nucleotides long. RefSeq lists its product as uncharacterized. Gene Ontology annotation, cellular component: mitochondrion. The coding region runs from base 1 to 1146 and encodes 381 amino acids. Gene Ontology annotation, molecular function: flavin adenine dinucleotide binding; electron transfer activity. The record is from RefSeq and is a predicted model, not a curated record. The transcript has 3 exons. Lineage: Eukaryota; Fungi; Ascomycota; Sordariomycetes; Amphisphaeriales; Apiosporaceae.
AUGCAGCCGCCUGCAAAGGUUCCCCUUGCCCCCCCAAGCCUGCCAGCCCGCGGCCUGGCGGGCCCUUGCAGCCCUCCAGCCGAUCGCGGCUGGGUCUGGCUCACAAGGCACACGGCCCUCAGGGCUGCUCGCAGCACCUCCAGGGCCAACGGCCUCUCCGCCGCCUCCUACAGCCCCUCGGCCCUCCGCCGCCUACUGUCGUCAUUGGCCAUCCUCGAGCAGCGCGACGGCAAGCUGAACCACGGCUCUCUCAGCGCCAUCACGGCCGCAAAGAAGCUCGGCGGCCCCGUGCACGGCUUCGUUGCUGGUGACAACAUCAAGGGCGUCGCCGACGAGGCCGCAAAGGUCGACGGCGUCGACAAGAUCAUCGCCGUCGACAACGCCGCCUAUGAGAAGGGCCUAGCAGAGAACUACGCACCGCUCCUGGUAGAGAACAUCAAGAAGGGCGGCUAUACCCACAUCAUCGCCGGCCACACCGCAUUCGGAAAGAACCUGAUGCCCCGAGUUGCCGCGCUGCUCGACUCGCAGCAGAUCUCAGACAUCACCGCCAUCGAGAACGAGAACACCUUUGUGCGCCCCAUCUAUGCCGGUAACGCCAUCGCCACCGUCGAGUCCUCGGAUGCGACCAAGUUCAUCACCAUUCGAGGCACGGCCUUUGCCCCCGCCGAGGUGGGCAGCGGCUCGGCUGCCGUCGAGGACGGCGUCGACCCCAAGGCCGAGGCCCUCGCCGAGUGGGUUUCCGAGGACCUGGCCAAGUCAGACCGGCCGGAUCUUGCGACGGCGGGCAAGGUCGUCUCCGGUGGCAGAGGACUCAAGUCCAAGGAGGAGUUUGACAAGGUCAUGCUGCCCCUCGCCGACUCGCUCGGCGCAGCCGUCGGUGCGUCGCGAGCUGCUGUGGACAGCGGCUAUGCCGACAACAGUCUGCAGGUCGGCCAGACCGGCAAGGUCGUCGCCCCUCAGCUCUACAUGGCCGUGGGCAUCUCUGGUGCUAUCCAGCACUUGGCUGGUAUGAAGGACAGCAAGGUCAUUGCCGCCAUCAACAAGGACGGUGAUGCGCCCAUCUUCCAGGUCGCCGACGUGGGACUGGUUGGAGAUUUGUUUGAGAAGGUCCCCGAGCUGACCGAGAAGCUCAAGUCGUCAUCGUAG